Lachnellula hyalina is the source of this 1200-nucleotide messenger RNA. RefSeq names its product Aldolase (gene vrtJ). Gene Ontology annotation, molecular function: L-allo-threonine aldolase activity. Gene Ontology annotation, biological process: L-threonine catabolic process; glycine biosynthetic process. The record is from RefSeq and is a predicted model, not a curated record. NCBI's taxonomy places the organism in Eukaryota, Fungi, Ascomycota, Leotiomycetes, Helotiales, Lachnaceae. Gene Ontology annotation, cellular component: cytosol. The transcript is spliced from 2 exons. Bases 1 to 1200 code for a protein of 399 amino acids.
AUGCCUCCCAAGGUAGAAGAUACCCAAGGACUGAAUGGCACCACGGACCUGCCUCCUACCGAUGAGCACCACACGAAGCAAAAUGCAUGGUCUGCCCCCGGUCCUGCUGCCUUUGACUUCAGGAGCGACGUAGUGACAAGCCCUACAGCUUCCAUGCUGGCAGCUAUCACCAACACCACACUCCUUGACGAUGUCUUCGUAGAAGACCCCACAACCAACGACCUCGAAGCCCACCUCGCGUCGCGAACCGAGCACGAAGCUGCCCUCUUCGUCCUAUCCGGGACUAUGGGGAACCAGCUUGCCAUCCGCGCGCACUUGACACAACCUCCACACUCUGUUCUCUGCGAUUACCGGGCUCAUAUCUUGGAGUGGGAGGCUGGCGGUGUGGCUAGCUUGUGCGGCGCGCUGGUCAAGGGUGUGGUGCCGAAGAACGGGGUAUACUUGACGCUGGAAGAUAUCGAGAAGAAUGUUAUUCUGGGCGACGAAAUUCACGGCGCCCCUACAAGGCUAAUCUCUCUUGAAAACACUCUCGCUGGCACCAUCAUGCCGUUAGAAGAAGUGAAGAGGAUUUCUGCGUUUGCAAAGGAACACGAUAUCAAGCUCCAUCUUGACGGAGCGCGAAUCUGGGAAGCUGUUGUAGCUGGAGCCGGCUCGUUGCCAGAAUAUUGCAGCUUGUUUGACAGUGCCAGCUUGUGCUUCUCCAAAGGUCUAGGUGCUCCGGUUGGAAGUAUGCUCGUGGGAAGUAAGAAGCUUAUCAAGCAAGCGAGAUGGGUGAGAAAGAGUAUUGGCGGUGGAUUAAGACAACCAGGUGUUGUGACCGCCGCGGCUCGAGUAGCACUAGACGAGACGUUUGGCAAAGGACCCAAUGGCGAAGGAGGACUCUUGAAGCAAAGCCACAUUACGGCUAAAAAGAUUGCAAAUAUAUGGACUGAAUUAGGAGGGAAGCUAGAGAACCCCACAGAGACCAAUAUGGUGUGGCUCAACCUCGAAGAUGCGGGCAGUUCCGGACCUGAAUUCUUGGAAGUUGCAAAAGAGCAUGGGUUGAAGAUUCUCCCCGGUAGAGGACGGCUGGUCGUCCAUUAUCAGAUCAGUGAUGAGGCUGUGGAUCGUUUAGAAAAGGUCAUGAAAGUUCUCAUAAGUCGUAAGGGACAGAACGGACAGGCGAACAAGAUACGGGUAGGCGAGAGAGCAUAUGGUUAG